Soboliphyme baturini is the source of this 999-nucleotide messenger RNA. NCBI's taxonomy places the organism in Eukaryota, Metazoa, Nematoda, Enoplea, Dioctophymatida, Soboliphymatidae. The record is from the annotation of a GenBank genome assembly.
AUGUUUAGAGAUUGCAUGGGUACUGCUGCAGAUCAGUCGUUUAGUGGAAUCGUUCGUUCCACGUUUGACACGUGGAAAGUCCUGCGCUAUGCUGCUGCGAAUCACCUCGGAGGAGACGUAACUGAGGCCAAGUUAGAGUGGAUGGUAGAUACGGUAGCUGCCUUCAUUACUUCGCAGACGAACGUCAGCGAAUCGCAGGUGGAAGCAUAUAUCGAGGAGAUUUUGGACAACGAGUUUGACUUGCUGGUUGAAGACGGCAGUGGAGCAGUGGUCGCCCGUUGUCUAUGUCAGUGUUUCGAAUGUUGGCGAGCUGGAGACCAGUCAGGAAUCGAAACGAUUUUCAGUCAGUUGAGGAAGGCGAAUGGGUAUGCUGACGAAUCCCAUGCUCAGACUUUAGAUCAAGAACGGUGCGAUACCUCCGCAAGUAGCGAUGCUGCUUCUGGUGAUGAUGAUGAGGAACAACAUAUGGACAUGGACAGCAGCCAUCAAGAUUCUUCGUCCUCAUCGCAACAGAAACAUUCUGAAAUGCCCCCUGCAGCUGAUGACGAAUGGACAGUGGCAAUGAACGAAGAAACGUGCAUCAGCGAACAACCAAGUACUUCUGAGAAUUCUGUUGAGCUGCUUACAAAAGACCGACAGCUUAUUUCCAUGCUGCGAACCACCAGUCCGGUUUCAAACGUCUCUCAAGAUAUUUCCGGCGUUGAUUUCCAUAUUUCAUAUUUUGAAACUUUUCUGACCCGACAAGUAGCUGACCAACUUUUCCAGUACUGCGAAACCUCGCUAAAGUACUAUGACGGUGACCUGACGAUGGUAAAGGUGUUUAACCGCUGGCAUCGAAUUCCUCGCAAGCAAGUCGCAUUCGGCGACAUCGGUUACACCUACCAUUUCUCAGGCAACACUAUUCCGGCCAACCCGUGGAAUGACGUGCUAGACUCGCUGCGACAACUCGUUUCGGAUGCUGUUAAGUGUCCGUUCAACUUCGUGCUCGUUAACAGGUAA